Messenger RNA from Octopus bimaculoides (California two-spot octopus), 812 nucleotides. Its product is annotated as D-aminoacyl-tRNA deacylase 2. Gene Ontology annotation, molecular function: D-tyrosyl-tRNA(Tyr) deacylase activity. Lineage: Eukaryota; Metazoa; Mollusca; Cephalopoda; Octopoda; Octopodidae. Gene Ontology annotation, biological process: tRNA metabolic process. Gene Ontology annotation, cellular component: cytoplasm. The record is from RefSeq and is a predicted model, not a curated record.
UACCCUGGCCAAGGGGAACUACUCUCGACUCGCUGGUUUUGUUUCGGCAACGUCAACCUCUUCUGAUAAAAACAUUAGAUAAGGUCUUCUUUAUCAUCAGCUUACUCACACCAUCAUCAUCAUCAUCAUCAUCUACUAUUAUAUAUACAUACAUAUACAUACAUAUAUAUAUACACACACACAUAUGUGUGUAAUUUUAUUUAAACUUAAGAUACUUAAGAACGACAGAUAUUUCGUUUAUAUUUGUUGAAACAAUCGAACAAAAUGUCUUCUGAGACGAAAUCCAAGUCAGAAUCGUCCAACUGUGUCAAAGCCCGGUCCAUGUUACAGCAAUGCCUGUCGGCGAGGUUGCUGGUCCAGCCGAAAACUGAUGACAAAGAUGCAGAAUUUGUUGAAAUAGGUCGUGGCCUUAUAGCAUAUGUGUGCUUCAUGAAAGGAUCCAAUGAAGAAUUGGUUGACCGCAUGGUGAAAUCAGUUCUAAAUGUGAGACUGAGUGAAAACGAGGCUGGGAAGCUUGUGUCAAUUAUGGACCUUCCAGGAGACGUGUUGAUCAUUCCACAAGCGACUCUGGGAGGAAGCAUGAAAGGCAAAUGUAUGCAAUACCACAAGAAUAUUGCCAAAGAUGAAGGACAGUUGCUUUACACUCGUUUUGUCAAUAUAUGCCGGAACACAGUACAGAAGCAGAACCAAGAAUGCACAGUUCAGAAUGGUACUUAUGGUAACCGGCAAGUUUUAAGCACUGUAACAAAUGGACCAUUCUCUCAUUUUCUUGAAUUUUCUUGAUUAAAAUUAAUAUUAUUUGAAACCUGUAA